Leptopilina heterotoma is the source of this 1850-nucleotide messenger RNA. It is a transcript of the gene Es2, whose product is annotated as splicing factor ESS-2 homolog. The transcript has 3 exons. The record is from RefSeq and is a predicted model, not a curated record. Lineage: Eukaryota; Metazoa; Arthropoda; Insecta; Hymenoptera; Figitidae. Bases 296 to 1753 code for a protein of 485 amino acids. Gene Ontology annotation, cellular component: catalytic step 2 spliceosome.
ACAUCUGUCAAAUUUGUGAUGUUUGUUCCUUAACUCUUCUUUAUUUUCGUUUCAUAAUUAAUAAAAAUAAUUCUUACAAGUACUAAUUAUUAUUACAAGACUUAUUCCAUCUUAUUGUGAAUCAAGUAAAACAUGUAGAAUAUUAAGAAAACUACUCAAAUUUCCGUAAAGUGAAAUUUCAUCAAGAUAACCUCAAAAUUUUCCUAAUACGUUGUGGAUACAUUUUUGGUUUACAUCGUUUACAUUUAAUUUAAUUUAUCCAUAAUUGUUAGUUUUAAUUUAAAUUAGAAAUAAAAUGUGCUCGCCAAUGGAUUCUCCAGGAAUUCGUGCUCUCGAAGCAGCGAGAAAUAUUAAGGAUUUGGCAAUAUUCAAAAAACCAAUUGGAGUUGCCAAAAAGAGUAAUUGUUAUCGAGUUAAAAUAUUAGAUGAGGAUACGUAUAUUGGCAAUAUGGGAAACAUAAUUGAAAGGGAUUUUUUUCCCGAUUUAAAGAAACUAAAAGCCCAAAAUGAAUAUUUGGAGGCUUUGGAGCAAAACGACGUGAAGCGAAUGAGAGAAUUAUACGAAAAAUAUAGUUCAGGUCCACCACCUACAGAACGACCUGCAAGUCCCGCUACAUUUGAAACACCACUUCUCAGGAAUGACGAUACAAUUGAAUGUUCAAGUGAAACACCUAUUAACCAUUCAUCAAUGAAUUCAACAAAAUCAGAAACUCCUAACGAAUCCAAAGUUGGAUUAGACAGCUAUCUUCGAUCCCAUACAAGCGAGGACAAUGCAAGUUUUCAGGAAAUUAUGGCCGAAGUUGAAAAACGACAUAAAUUAAAAUACGCCUGGCUUUAUAAGAAUGAGGAAACAGCGAAAGUACUCGCAAUAGAGAAGGAAAAAUCUCUAGCCAUUGAGAGUGGUGAGAAACCAAAGGAAUUAGAAAUGUGGAAUUAUACGAAUAAAAAUUACAUCAUGUACGUUCCCGAUGGUGUGGAAUUGACGACAGAUGAAAAAAUUGAGAUGGCGAAAAAAAAGCAGGAAGUUGUACACACAAAUACUAGACUCACUGUUAAUCCAUUCAAUGAGCAACAGAAUAAAGAAACAAUCAGUGAAUUGGCGAAAUCACAGUCAAAAGUGAAUGACGGUAAAAUUGGCGUCGAUGGUAAAGAGGUGGUUAAAAAUCAAACGCCUAGAAUUAAUGGAUUUAGUAUUGUGGCAACUCCAAGUCCGCGUCCUGGUGAAUGCGAGAGUCCACUUAUGACAUGGGGUCAAAUAGAAGGCACACCUUUUAGAUUAGACGGAGGUGAUACGCCAUUAUUGAGGGCGAAUCAAGGACUGUCGUUCAGAAUGGCAGAGCCACCGAAAAGAGAACAAAUUGCCUUUCAACUCGCUGAAAAAGCUGGCGAAAGGCACAGGGAUAGGAAAAAUAAAGCUUUGGAAGUUGCUCGCAGAUCCUUAGCAACACCCUCGCCGAAAUCAACAAUGGAUCGUUUAAGUACAAUGUCACCGGCAGCACGAAGGCUGGCAACUCAAAAAUUAAAAAUGUUUGGAACUCCAACACCGAGUAGCAGUUCAAGAUCACGAACACCAUCAAUUGGUGUACGAACGCCGGGAACUCCGGUUCAAUUAACAUUGGGAAAAAAUCGACAAUCUACGCCAGAUAAUGCGAAAAGAAAAAUUGUUUCAUCAACUCUUGAACCCGUAUCAACGGACAAUUUACUUAAACUUCCAAUUCAAAGGCAACGAGCUUCUGAUUUUUUCAAUAAUUAAAAUUAAUGUACCUAUUUUUUUUUCUCCCAUUCGCUUUUAUUUUUUAUUUUCUCGUUAAUUAACCAAAUCAAGGGGAUUUCUUCGUAUCAUUUCUUAU